This is a messenger RNA of Juglans microcarpa x Juglans regia, 784 nucleotides long. Its product is annotated as 40S ribosomal protein S13-like. NCBI's taxonomy places the organism in Eukaryota, Viridiplantae, Streptophyta, Magnoliopsida, Fagales, Juglandaceae. Gene Ontology annotation, cellular component: ribosome; nucleolus; cytosolic small ribosomal subunit. Gene Ontology annotation, molecular function: small ribosomal subunit rRNA binding; structural constituent of ribosome. The record is from RefSeq and is a predicted model, not a curated record. The transcript has 5 exons. Gene Ontology annotation, biological process: translation. Bases 158 to 613 code for a protein of 151 amino acids.
CAACAUAACCCGGGAACUCCAUUGCAAUUGUCUAAGACGAUAAAAACCCUAGCCUCUUCUUCCCUGGGAUUUCUCUGAGCACAACACAGGGAGAGAGGAGCACAACACAGGGAGAGAGGCACAGCUAGAGAGCCAGAGAUACUCAUUCGUCGUCACCAUGGGUCGCAUGCACAGUCGAGGUAAGGGUAUUUCGGCUUCUGCUCUCCCUUACAAGAGGACACCACCAAGCUGGCUGAAGAUCUCUUAUCAGGAUGUCGAGGAGAACAUCUGCAAAUUUGCCAAGAAGGGUCUGACCCCAUCUCAAAUUGGUGUUAUUCUUCGGGAUUCUCAUGGGAUUGCUCAGGUGAAGACUGUUACUGGAAGCAAGAUUUUGCGUAUAUUGAAGGCCCAUGGACUUGCUCCUGAAAUUCCGGAGGAUCUGUACCACCUCAUAAAGAAAGCAGUCUCGAUCCGCAAGCAUUUGGAGAGGAAUAGGAAGGACAAAGAUUCCAAGUUUAGGUUGAUUUUGGUUGAGAGCAGGAUCCAUCGCCUAGCUCGCUACUACAAGAAGACAAAGAAGCUGCCACCUGUAUGGAAAUAUGAAUCUACCACAGCCAGCACUCUUGUGGCUUAGGAAAAAUGUUGGUUGGAAAAGGUUUGGAUGCUCCCAUGGAUGUGUUCUUGGACGAGGGACUUUCAGUUUGCAAUGUUUUUUUUUGGUUUUCCAGAUUUCAAUUCAAAGAACUUUGUCAGGAUAAAUGUUAUGGUGGAACAAUUUGGCAGUCGAGUGCAUUUGAUUAAUGUC